Populus euphratica (Euphrates poplar) is the source of this 1103-nucleotide messenger RNA. Its product is annotated as protein YLS9-like. Gene Ontology annotation, biological process: defense response to other organism. Lineage: Eukaryota; Viridiplantae; Streptophyta; Magnoliopsida; Malpighiales; Salicaceae. The transcript has a single exon. The record is from RefSeq and is a predicted model, not a curated record. The coding region runs from base 109 to 903 and encodes 264 amino acids. Gene Ontology annotation, cellular component: plasma membrane.
AAAGAAGGCAGCUUCAAUGUUAACCAAAUAUCUAACUAACAUGUUCUCUAUAUCUACCUUCCAAAUCUGUGAACAAUCCACCCAUCGAUCCAUAGACCGACCGAUAGUAUGGCAGAUCAUCAGAAAGUUCAUCCUCUCAAUACGAGUAGCACCCAUGACGAUCAACCAUUAGAUGUCGAGGCUCCCAGGGUUCCAUUAGUGCCCCGGGGAUCCUCCAAGUCUGAUAAAGGGGAUCCAGCUGCACAUAUUCAUGACCACCAUUAUCCCCCUUUUCAGCGUACAAUUCCGGUCACUCACACCAAACCACCCAAGAAGAGAAGAAGCUGUUGUUGCAGAUUCUUGUGCUGGACGCUCUCUCUUCUCUUGCUCCUCAUUCUUGUCAUUGGAGCUGUUGCUGGAAUUCUGUACCUUGUCUUUCAACCCAAACUCCCCAAGUUCUCCAUCGACGCGUUGCAAAUUACCCGAUUCAAUCUCACUAACAAUUCCAGCUUAUCUGCCACCUUCAAUGUCACCAUCACUGCUAGGAAUCCUAACAAGAAAGUGGGCGUCUACUACGAGGGUGGGAGCCAUAUAAGCGUGUGGUACACAGGCACAAAUCUAUGUCAAGGGUCGUUACCAAAAUUCUACCAGGGUCACAGGAACACCACCGUGCUUAGUGUGUUAUUAUCAGGACAAACAGAUGAUGGCAAUACAUUGCUCACUUCAUUGCAACAGCAACAACAGCAGACUGGAAUCAUUCCUUUGAACCUCAGGGUGGAGCAGCCUGUGAGAGUCAAGCUUGGCAAGCUGAAGCUCAUGAAGGUGAAGUUCAGGGUCAGAUGCAGGCUAGAUAUCGACAGCUUAGCUCCCAAUAGCGCCAUUAAUAUUAGAAAUAGUAGCUGUAAGUUUAAAUUUAGGCUAUAAAUUAAUUAACUUUAUUAUUUCAUAUUUAUAUUAUCUUUUGAUCGUGUAUCAUGCCCGUAUAUAUGGGCCAUUGAUCAAACAGCAGGAUUUUUCCUAGCUAAUUUCCCUGCUUCUCGUUAAAGGCCGGAGAAUUAUAUUUUUAUAUGAUUUUUCUCUCCAUGUCUUUAUAUCGCUAUGUAUUAUUCCGAGUGCUGUAUUUA